Messenger RNA from Megachile rotundata (alfalfa leafcutting bee), 549 nucleotides. Its product is annotated as accessory gland protein Acp36DE. NCBI's taxonomy places the organism in Eukaryota, Metazoa, Arthropoda, Insecta, Hymenoptera, Megachilidae. The record is from RefSeq and is a predicted model, not a curated record.
AUGGAAGAUCAGAUAAAUGAAAGGAAAUGCGAGAAUACGUUAUUCUUUGUAUUAUUGGCGACUUUAGUUACUUAUGUUCGUAGGAUGAGUAAAAAUUAUGGUUUCAAUCAAAGUCAAAGUCAAAGUCAAAGUCAAAGUCAAAGUCAAAGUCAAAGUCAAAGUCAAAGUCAAAGUCAAAGUCAAAGUCAAAGUCAAAGUCAAAGUCAAAGUCAAAGUCAAAGUCAAAGUCAAAGUCAAAGUCAAAGUCAAAGUCAAAGUCAAAGUCAAAGUCAAAGUCAAAGUCAAAGUCAAAGUCAAAGUCAAAGUCAAAGUCAAAGUCAAAGUCAAAGUCAAAGUCAAAGUCAAAGUCAAAGUCAAAGUCAAAGUCAAAGUCAAAGUCAAAGUCAAAGUCAAAGUCAAAGUCAAAGUCAAAGUCAAAGUCAAAGUCAAAGUCAAAGUCAAAGUCAAAGUCAAAGUCAAAGUCAAAGUCAAAGUCAAAGUCAAAGUCAAAGUCAAAGUCAAAGUCAAAGUCAAAGUCAAAGUCAAAGUCAAAGUCAAAAUCAAAGUUAG